This is a messenger RNA of Lathyrus sativus (Indian pea), 1026 nucleotides long. The record is from the annotation of a GenBank genome assembly. Lineage: Eukaryota; Viridiplantae; Streptophyta; Magnoliopsida; Fabales; Fabaceae.
AUGUCGUAUGUUCCUCCACACUUGAGAAACGCCGGCUCAACCGCGGUGGCUACCACCACCACAGCCACCGCCAGACCUUCAUCAUCAUCUGGAACCCUAGACAGUCACCACCACCACCACAACACCAACCUCACAUUCUCUUCCUCAUACUCUCACUCCAAAUCUAAUUCUCUAUCCAAUGGCUUUCGCCGUACCUCCGCCGCACCUCCGCCAUCUCGGAUUAUCACCGUCCCUGACACUGUCUUCCCUAACUGGCAACCUUCUGAACGCGUUUCCCGCAUGAACCCCGACCAGAUUGAAGAGGUCCGCCUACGGCUUAAUCUUGAUGUUACUGUUUCAUCUGACUCUCCUGCCGCACCUGGACCUAUAGAAUCAUUUAAUGAUAUGUGUUUGCAUCCAAGUAUCAUGAAGGAUAUUGCUUAUCAUGAAUACACCAGGCCAACCUCUAUCCAGGCACAGGCCAUGACUAUUGCUCUCAGUGGAAGGGAUCUUUUGGGUUGUGCUGAAACUGGUAGUGGGAAGACCGCAGCUUUCACCAUUCCUAUGAUACAGCAUUGCUUGGUCCAACCUCCAAUUCGACGUGGAGAUGGUCCUCUGGCAUUAGUUUUGGCUCCUACUAGAGAACUUGCUCAACAAAUAGAAAAAGAGGUCCAAGCAUUUAGCAAAUCUCUCGAGUCAUUAAAAACUGCCAUAGUUGUUGGUGGAACUAACAUUGAAAAGCAGGGGUCUGAACUAAGAGCAGGAGUUGAAAUAGCAGUUGCCACCCCUAGAAGAUUUAUUGACCACUUACAACAAGGUAACACUUCUUUCUCUAGAAUUCCUUAUGUUGUUCUAGACGAGGCAGAUAGAAUGUUUGAUAUGGGGUUUGAACCACAAAUAAGGAAGAUCAUGAGAAGUCUUCCUGAGAAGCAUCAAACACUGCUGUUUAGUACAAUGAUGCCUGUGGAGAUCGAAGCAUUAGCGAAGGAGUACUUAGCUAGCCCAGUUCAAGUUAAGGUGGAAAAAAAAAGAGGCAUCACAAGCUGA